AUGGCUGGCGCGGUCGGUUGUUGCGAACUCAUCAUCGCCUUCUUCCUCCCCUUCGUGGGUGUCUUCAUGCGCACGGGUUGCAGCUGCGAUCUUCUGAUCAACAUCUGCCUGUGCAUUCUGGGCUGGUUCCCUGGUGUCAUUCACGCCUACUACAUCCUGGCCAACAAAUAG
Messenger RNA from Aspergillus homomorphus CBS 101889, 171 nucleotides. Its product is annotated as YqaE/Pmp3 family membrane protein. The transcript has 3 exons. Gene Ontology annotation, cellular component: membrane. The record is from RefSeq and is a predicted model, not a curated record. The coding region runs from base 1 to 171 and encodes 56 amino acids. NCBI's taxonomy places the organism in Eukaryota, Fungi, Ascomycota, Eurotiomycetes, Eurotiales, Aspergillaceae.